Molecule: messenger RNA, 4166 nt
Organism: Cottoperca gobio
Lineage: Eukaryota; Metazoa; Chordata; Actinopteri; Perciformes; Bovichtidae
Gene: cfdp1
Product: craniofacial development protein 1
Exons: 7
Coding region: 312-1220 (302 amino acids)
Cellular component (GO): Swr1 complex
Source: RefSeq, a predicted model, not a curated record
GAACGUUUUGAACCUUUGUGCUUGCCGUUGUCUCCACAAAAUAUUCCUCAUUUCUAGAAAGGCUGUAUUAGUGCCCUGUUUCAUGCAUUUCACAUACUGAAUUUAAUUGUAGUUAUUACAGAAUUGAAAGACCAAGAUUAACUGUAGUUUUGUUAGUAAGGAGGCAUUUGAAGCUAGUUAGGGUAUCGUUUGUAACGUCUGAAAGCAGUAAAUAAGCUAGUAGCAAAGCAGUAAAUAAGCUAGUAGCAAACACUGGCGCCUUGUAGCCCUUUCUAUUUGCUUCACUAAUAGUCUGAAGCGUUUCUUCCAAAAUGAUGUACUACUCUGACUACGACUCUGAUGAAUAUUCGUCUAAUGAUGAUGCUGACUACGUCCCAUCAGAUGAUAACCUCAGUGAGGAUGACAUCAAUGAGUGUGAAAAGGAAGACCCUCUGCACGAGGAUGACAAUGUGCCACAUCCUGGCGAUGUCAGCAAGAAGAAGAGGAAGAAAAAUGACAUUGGUGUGAGAAAGAGGAAGAAAGGAGUACUAAGAGUAGACAACGAAGAGGGGGAUGGAGGUGCAGCAGAAGCGGAGCAGAACCCACAGGAAGAGGUGGAAAAAGUCACGGAGGUACGGGUGGAGGAUGAUGCAAAACAGAAGAAAAAAUCUGAUGACCUCUGGGCGAGCUUCCUAUCUGAUGUUGGAUCCAGACCCAAAGACGCCCCAUCUCCCUCACAGUCGGGUACCACACAGAAGGAUGAUUCCUCAGUAUUGAAUGUUGCUCCUUUGAGUAAAGAAACGAAACCAUCACAACCUGCUGAAGUCACCAUCACCAAAGUGUUUGACUUCGCUGGAGAAGAAGUUAGGGUGAAUAAAGUGGUAUCAGCAGACUCCAAAGAAGCUAAGAUUUAUCUGCAGAGCCAGAUCACCAACGAGGAGGAGAAUGAAGACGAGGGGGAGGACUCACCACCCGGACAACCAGGCCCCAGCGCCAAGCGGCCGGUGGGCAUGUCGAGCCUCAUGAAUCGUAUGGGGGGAAAGAAGCAGAAGAUGAGUACGCUGGAAAAGUCUAAGAUGGACUGGGACGCUUUUAAAUCGGAGGAAGGCAUCACUGAGGAGCUGGCCAUCCACAACAGGGGCAGAGAGGGGUAUGUGGAGCGGAAGAACUUCUUGCAGCGCGUCGAUCACCGGCAGUUUGAGAUGGAAAAAGCAGUGCGAAAGAGCAACAUGAAACAAUGACUCAGAGUCACUCAGAGUGGAACAGAUGUUCGUCUACAUCUUGCUUUCUCUCUCUCUAAUGACAGACUUGUUAUUCCCCAGUAAAGUGAGCUCAAACCGGUGCUGGGGCUGGAGUCUAUUUCAGGACGGGAUAUUAAUAGGCUGAUUUUGUGGGAUGAUGGGGUGCUGAGUGUUCUUGUACUUCCAUCUUUGUGAGAACCAAUUAGAGCUUCAGACCUUCACACUAAGGUCAUUUUUGGGAAGUGAGCUCAUUCUUGCCUGUCCUACUUCCUUACAGGGCUGAUUUAGAACUAGGACUUAGUUUUAGGGUUAAAGAAUAAUUCCGGUUUAUACAAACUUUUUUAUUUUAUUUUAUAACAUCGCACACAUUAACUGCUGAGAUCUGGGGACACAGUGACUUAAAGCAAGAGGUGUACUUCAAUGCUUAAACUAGGAUCUGUUUAAGGUUAGGCUGAAGGUUGAGGUUGGGUAGAGCAGUGAGCCGAGCGGCUGGCUAUGGAAGUUUCUUUUUCUAAAUUUCCUGUGCAAGUUCACUUAGGCCCUGUUUCUACUUAACCUUGAUCAGAGAAAACACAUGUUAAUACUGGUGUGAAUGCAUGUACAACACCUUGCAGUCAGAAUGUGUCAGAUCUCAGCCAGGUGUAAAGGACAGCUUGUAUAGUGUGACCACAACCACACCCUGAGGAAAAGGUUGAAAGGUCACCUAUAACUCCCCCUCUUCCUGCUAUCUCAAGCUGCCCGUCAAAAAGCUGCAGGCAGUACCUUCCUCUGCAGAGGAAAAACGAGUAGAUCCCAACUGCAGCAUCGCUGUAGGAGACUCCUGAGUGACCACUCCAAAGUGACUGACGGGGGUAGCCAAGCCAGCACUCGUGCUUCUCCACUGGCUAUGAUAACCUUCUUGCAAUAAGUAAGAAGGAGCCUAGUUUGCAAGGUUUCCAAAGACUACAUGUCUGCUAGAUCCAAUCAGAAUGAAGCCGAACGCUUGUUAAUACCAGGUGUGAAUGCAAAGGCCUGGAUCAGAUGUUAUCACCGGGAAGAAAGGAGGUCUUAAGGAUAACUUCCAUGUUCUUCAACACAGAGGUUGAACCAUAAUGUCGGGUUGUCUCCGAGUCAGAGCUGAUAAACCAGAGUUCUUGCAUGUUCUGAACACUGAACAUGUUGCUGCAAACAAGAACAAAGCACCACACCACGGCUGCUGAAUCUUUUCCAAAAACCUAAAAAUGGAUUGAUUACAAUUUCCAAUGAGUUCUGCAAAGCUGAACUUUUAACUUGACCCCCACUUUUGAGGCUCUUUGAUUGGAUGUUUUUUACCUGAAUACUCCCUGGUACCCUACUCUAUUGUUGUAUUUUCAAUAAAAGAAAACAGCAGUGUCAUAUUGUUUGUAAUAUUGAUCAAGUCAGGUGUUUUCAUGUUUCAAGUUUUGGUAACACUCCAACCAUUAGUCACCUACCAUGUUGCCCCAUACACAUGAUGUAGUGCUGACGGUUAAAGCACCCAUGUGUACGUUUUGAACAUUUCUGACUUUGGCAUUUCCCAGCUGUGCUAUCCAAAAAGAAACUGUUGCACACUCUCCUGCAGAGCAACAUCACAUGUCUCAAAGAAAAUAAUGUAAUAAUUCAUUCAUUCAUUCAUUAAAAGACAGUUAAGGUUUAAUAUGUCCGUUUGUGUUAAAGGUGCAAUAAGUGAGAUAUGGACAGAAUUUGUAUUUAAAACAUGUUAGAAUUAACUGAUGUGCAGCGGUAACAGUGUUGGCGUUAAUCUAAAAACGUCUGUAUUGUUUUGCAGAGAUAUCUACUGUCUUGUAAUACCACUUGUUCCUCUAGAGGCGAUAGUGAGUCAGGCUGACACUAGUGCAGCUGCACCGAGGGAUGUCAAUAAUACGUCUAUGGUCUGUGUGUUUUGCAUGCUCCAUGUACACUUUUGAUAGUUUGUUAAUUGGCAGAAACAAAACAAACGACUUGCACCCUCACCUCGUCCUCAACUAUUUCCCCGGGAGUGAAGCGGUCGGCAGCUCCAGAAGAAGCUCGGUGUACGGAGCUCCACCAGCCUACUGUGACUCCGAGUCCUGCCGAGGUAGUUUCCGUGAGGCGGGAAAGGAUGAGACGGAAAUACGAGUCGUUUUCUCGUUUCUGCUGCUUGUGAUUUAGUUCAAUAAAGAAACUAUCAAAAGCGUACACGGAGCGUACAGCCCCCAGUUAGUGUCAAGAAAACACACGGCUGACUAAUCGAUAGAUGCCACACGUGAAGAUCAUAAAAUCAUCUUGUUCGGCUCCCUGAGUUUCUGCAGGUGGAAUUGUGCAUAUUCUUGCUCUGAUGUUAUAGUGGUAACCUUUUUUUGUUUGUUUGUUUUUUUAUUUUUUUAACUGAAAAUGUAGAUUAUAUGGACCCGGAAUAAGAUUUGAAUUGUUGGCCCUAUUUGUUUGGGGCAGGUGUCCAGGCAUUACACAUUGCACCUUUUUAAAGGUUUGGUUAGAUGCAUGUCAUUGUUUGGUAGAUGUGUCAUUGUUUGAGUGUGCCACUAAUAUCGUUUCUUUAGGCCGUUGAUGACAUUUUUGGGGUUUGGAAAAUAACUGUAGUUGAUGUAAUGCCUUUAAAUGUGAACAUUUACUUUUGAAACCAUCAUGGGACACUCAAAGCCCCUGCUGACCACUGAAGUUAUGAUAACAUGGAUUCAUGCUUUCUGGAGACACUGUACAGAGCACUGUAAUGCUGAUCAAUACCAGCAGAGAAAUGUAAUCAAUCUAACUGCAUCAUCUCAUCAUAUGAGAGGACCACACUGACUGCCCGUCCCUCAGGGGCUGUUCUGUCCUGGAAGAACAGACCUGAGGACAGACACGAGAGUGGUGAGAGGAGGAUGUUUUGUUAGUUUGAAUGUGGAGCCUUGAUGCCGCUCUCUGUUUAUUCAUGUAAAUAUUAGAUAUUCAAUAAACACAGAUCAUUUUAAA